Caenorhabditis remanei is the source of this 213-nucleotide messenger RNA. RefSeq lists its product as uncharacterized. The record is from RefSeq and is a predicted model, not a curated record. Bases 1 to 213 code for a protein of 70 amino acids. The transcript is spliced from 2 exons. NCBI's taxonomy places the organism in Eukaryota, Metazoa, Nematoda, Chromadorea, Rhabditida, Rhabditidae.
AUGGCGUCCUACUUUAAGAUUCUAGACGUCACGUACAAAUGUGAGAAAGAGUGUCCAUGCCGUCCAGAAAACAAGUUGUCCUCUUCCCUCAAACUCUCCACUGAGCAACCAACAACUCCUUCCACUCAAAAGAAAGUUCGCUUCACCGUCGUUCCAGUCACCGAAACCAACACAUACAUGUCAGGAAGUCCAAUCAGAUCCGGGUGGUUUUGA